Aethalodelphis obliquidens (Pacific white-sided dolphin) is the source of this 3287-nucleotide messenger RNA. It is a transcript of the gene TMEM236, whose product is annotated as transmembrane protein 236. The coding region runs from base 1 to 1038 and encodes 345 amino acids. The record is from RefSeq and is a predicted model, not a curated record. The transcript has 4 exons. Lineage: Eukaryota; Metazoa; Chordata; Mammalia; Artiodactyla; Delphinidae.
AUGGCUUCGAGGAGACUGGUGAAGCUGCUGUUCUUUGAGCUCCUUGAGCUUGCUGCCUUCUCUGUCCCCACGCUGGUGAUAAUGGAACAGUUUGCCGAUGCCUAUCAAAGCACAAGGGGUACACCUGGCAAAGCGCAUUAUUGGCUGAUUGUUUCCUGUUCCAUCGCCUAUGUAUCUUCAGUGACUCUUUUGAUUUGGGUUCCCGUGAAAGUUCUCUUGUACAGGAAACGUCAUCUUUACCAAAAAAUCAAAGGAUGGAGACCUGUUAUGAUGAUGUGUGUAAUCCUCACCACACUUCCCAGCUUCAGCUUCUCUAUAGCAGUGACCAAGGUUCAAAAGAAUAUUAAUGGUUCCACUAGUAUGUUACCUGACCUGCCAGUCUCUUUGGUUCUGACCUGCUUGAUCAUGGUUGAUAUUAUUGAAAAACUCAGGACAUAUCCUCUUAGAGGGAGGCAAAAGAGUAACGAAGACAGGCACAUCCACACGACCAGUUUGCAGCAAAUAAAAACUGUGACGGAUGAAUUGAGGCAAAAUGAAAACCUGACACCUUCGCAGCCAGCCGGGAGGACCCGGCUGUCAUGGCUACCAGGAGCCACAACAGAGGGCUCGACUCCUCAGCUGGAGGGACCCCAAGAGCCCACCUUCAAACGGGGAAUCCUGAGAAUGAUGUCGCAGCAGGAUGUGCGCGCUGAGAUCUUCCUCUGGAGCUUUCUGCUGUGGUCGGACACCAUAGAAAUGGUGCGGGUGGCCGGGCACCCCAAAGUGUACACGUCAGGCUGGGUCUACCCCGUCUACAUCUUCAGUUUCAUUUCUCUUCUUCGAAUGAUACUGACUCCCCGGAACCCGCUUCUGAAUUCCCUGGGCAUCGUGCUCCAGGAUCUACCCUUUAUCUUUGUUAGACUUAGUUUAAUCAUUGGCCUGGGAACGAUCACACCCGUCUUGGGCCUUUGUAAAAAUGUACUCGUGACUCUCUCUUAUGUUUACUUCAAUUACUUAACCAAAUUCAGGAUUUUCUCUCCCUUUGAGGUAUCUUUUUAACAAGGAAAUGUCCCAUAGUCAAACCUCUUUGUUAUGCACAUGCACGCAUUUAUAAUCUUUUUGGGGGGCAGGGAUAAAUUUUUGUGCUAUAGGAAGAAAUGAAGAAUAGAUGCUAGAGAAAAAAACUAUUUUUAAAAACUGUAGCGUAUCAAUUUUUAAAAUGUAUACAAAUGGUGCUAAAUUUAAGCAAAGUUAUAGUCUUCUAAGUUGGUUCCCCUUGAUCUCUAGAAAAUGUUAAUAGUUAAUUUUAGUUACGUAUUCUGCACUUUUUCUAAAAGCACCCUUCAAUAAAGCCUCUUAAAAAUUAGAACAUGUUUUCCCACUAAGUUAGUCCAAGAAUGAAAUUUUUUUAUUGUUUAUAUAAAGUGCAUCACAAGAAUUAAUUAGUUAAAAUUAAUUUUAGGAAAUACACUUGUAAUUAUGGAAUAAUGUUUAGAUUCUUUAAAAACAUUUGAAUUGUAGUUUUAGGGUCUCCUUCAAAUAUGGAAUUAUGCUCCUUAUUCUGCUGUGACAAGCGACUUUUAUGUAAUCAAUUGGUUUCAGCAUAGAAAGCAGUAAAUUUAGUUUCAGACAUUUGACUCAGUUUAAUAUAAUGAAGUCAAGGUACACCAGUAAGACCUAGAUAAAGUUUUAUAAUAGGAAGCCAUUAAUUGAAGAGGGAGAUUUCAAAGUAGAAGAAUAUUUUAUUUGCGGAAUUGGAUACCAUCAUGAAAACAGUCAGGUACAAGCCCUGUUUAAAAUUAGAAGUUCAACUUACAAAUAUAACAGCAAAUGCAUUAGUGUCUUAUGUGAUAAUAAAUAAUGGUUAUCCUGAUGUUAAAUAAUUAGAUACAGAAUUAUGCGAUUUGCUUUCCUAUGUUGGGAUGCUCUCAGAUACUCAUAGCAGGGGCUAGCCAUUCUGCAUACAUUUUCAGAUGCUAGAAAGAUUUCUGAGAGGCUUAUGUGUGCAGAGUAAUGUUUAACAUAGGCAUUCUCUGCAGUGAUCUGUGAUAACAAAUAGCCUAAAGAAUGGAUAACUGAACUUGCCUGCCACUCCACCAAAUCCCCCAAUCUCACUCUCCCCUUAUGCUUUAUGGUUUUUCCUUACACCAUAAGAGGAGAUCUAUUCACAGUUGUUGAAAGCUUAGCUUCUGGCUUUAUGACUUGGGGCGAAAUCUUUGACUACUGUAAACCCCAGUUUCCACAUCUAAAAGAUGAGUAUAUUACUAAUACUUUAAUAGGGUUAAAUAGUACUUUAUAGGAUUGAGAGGAUUAACCGAGAUAGGGAAUGUUCUCAUUACCUUGUCUGGUGAACUAUAAUAACCCAAUGAAUACUGAGUAUUUUAAUUGUACCCUAAGGAGAAACAGGUAGCUUAAAGCAUUGUUUAAAUUUUCCUGUUUUAUUCUUUUCUGUGUUCUACUUACCCUCUGGGAAUAAUAAUUUAAAUCAUGCAUUUGUGAAAAGUAAAAUAUAAAAUCUUCAGAUUACCUCAGACCAUAAUUUUUCAUCAAGUAGUAUUAUGUCCAGAAGUGAGUAAUCCACUGAAUAUACAGAUUAAAGUUGAAGUAUAUAAGUAUUCAUUCAUCAGGCAUUGGAGUGUCCCUCCUAUGAGUUCUCAUAGAACCCUAACUAUAGCACUUUUUUAAGACUUUCAUUAUGUGUUUUACUUUUCUGAGUUCCCCAUUAAUCUUUAAAUUCCUUAAAGAAAGGCCCAAGGAUAUCUUGUUUAACAAUGUAUCUUUAUCUUCUUCUGUCAAUCCCACAGAAACUUACAAUACUUAUAAUUCUAAAAAAAUUAUCAUAUAAAUAAUUUCUUUCAAGUCAUACCAUGAUAAUCUUCUUUAUGAAGAAGAAUUUAUAACCAAGUAGUUGACUCUAAUAUCCUUAAAUAUGAAAAUAUUUUACAUACAUUUAUAUUUAUCUUUGUAUUGGAAUUUAUAGAGUGAAAAAUGCUCAGAUAAGCUGAAAAGUAUUACUUAUUUGAGUUUAGGAUGCAUUUUGUAUCUAAUAUUUGAAUAUGAAUAUGCCUGAUAUUUUGGAAAGUGGCAACACUUUGUAUAAAUAAUGAAGGCGUAUACAAAAGGCUCCAUGUAGGAGGAAAAUUAUUGAGUAUGUAGUUUAAUUUAAUAGUUUACUAAGGGUGUACACAUGUAUAUAAAGUUCAAGUCUAUGAUAUUUAAUAGGCAUUGCAGCAAAUUUGAAUGAAACAUUGGUAGUUCUACACUGUGUGAUUAAAUGUUAUGCUAUUAAAAUUAUAUUGUAAUUCUCA